AAAUUUUUACCUCGCCAAACACUUAUCAGGCUUUAAAAUUUGGAGUCGAUACGCUAUAAACUGUGUUUUUGAUUACCGGUGGCGGUGACACAUACACUUCCAGAAGAACAAAAGUGAACAAAAGUUUCCUUCGCUAUAGAAAGUCGUACGAUUUUUUUAUACAUCAGAUAUACGUAAUAUAGCUAAUAAUUUCAAAAUAAAAUGCCGUCCCUAUUAUUAUUUCUAUAAAAAAAAUCAUAGUGCAAAGCACCAACAUUGGGGUUAUGUUUUGACUUUUCAUGUGAGUUUUUGAAUCUCAUGUCCGUGUAAAUUGUUCCAAUAAUUUAAUUAAUAAGAACAAAACGAAACCCGCACCAACCCAACUUUGAGGUUAUGUACCAUGUCUUCGAACGAAAUCCUGACUUUACAAUUCGGCCACUACUCCAACUUUAUCGGCACGCAUUGGUGGAACAUCCAAGAGUCUAGUUUCCAGUACGACCCCGACAACCCCUCGGAAAUCAACCACGACAUUUUAUACCGAGAAGGCCUUACUUUAAAAGGAGACGUCACUUUCACACCUCGCCUGCUCCUAGUUGAUUUAAAAGGUAGUCUUAAAGCGUUGCCAGAGGAUGGAGAAUUGUAUGAGGCAGCUCAGGAAGACACAGACACUUCCCCUUUUGAAAUAGUAGCCGAACAAAAGCAGGAGAAAAUUGACUUCCAGAAAGAUCUUGACCAGGGGCUCCAAACUAAGAAAAUUUAUGAUUUGGACAACGACGCUCACGUAUGGUCGGACUUUUUAUAUACGCGGUUCCACCCCAGAAGCGUAAAUGUGGUUAAAGACUACCAACACUCGGAUGAACACACACCUUUUGAUAUUUUUCCUUUAGGGACAAAUCUGUGGAAGAAAGACCAGUUUAGCGAGGAUUUUGUUGACAAAAUACGCAACUACAUUGAAGAAUGUAACAAUUUUCAAGGGUUUCACGUUCUGUUAGACGCGAUGGAUGGUUUUUCCGGGCUGUCCACUUCCUGUUUAGAGUAUAUCAGAGAUGAGUAUGACACAAAGUCAGUUUUUAGUUUCCCGGUGAAUGUAGACUUGUCAUCAAAAAACCCGCUUAACCUUCUGUCUUUAGCGUUGUGUGUUGAUGGUUUAAAUGAACACAGUUCGCUUUUUACCCCUCUUUCAACAAAAAGUCGCCGUUUUGACUUGUUGUCGUUUAAACCUGAUCUACCUUACCACUCUAGUGCUAUUUUAGCCGCUACCUUAGACACCGUCACUCUAAACUACCGCUUGAAAAAUUCGAGACACUCUUUGAUUGACUUGUGUACUGACAUGUCCCCAAAUGGCAGAAAAGCCGUAGCUACCAGUGUUCGUUUACCGUUUCCGUUAAAAAAAGGCGAGGAUUUUAUUGAUUGUUUAGACAACUGGGACGGUCCUUUAUGUCAGAGUGUCACUCCUAAUUGUGAAAUCAGCUCUGAUGACAGUUUACAGUUGGUAGCACUGCGAGGAAUCCCCGAGAGUAGACUAAAGCGGCCUCCCCACGUCGAAACUAAACAGAGGGACAUGCCUGCGUAUCGCUGUGACACUUUGAAAGAAAUGUUGAGUUAUUUUCUGGUUUGUACAAGUUAUGGAUCGAGGAGUGAAGUGACGGUUAGUAAGGAACAAAUGCCAGUGAGGACUCCAUUUCCUAGGUUUUUUGAUGGUAGGGUUGGCAAAACUGGCGACGUAGAUUUAGGGGGCGAAAAUAGUGCAGUGGAUAGUGUGAAUGUGUUGGCAGGCCUGCACAGUGGGAAGUUUGUGGGAAAUAUGUUUGAUGUGUUGGUAAAGGAUUUGGAAAAGAUUAAGUAUAAGAGGUUUCAUCAGUUUGUGAGUGAGGGGGUGGAAAAUGACCAGUUUAGGGAGUGUUUUGAUAGGAUUUUAGAUCUGAGGGAUUGUUAUGAAGACAAUUAUUUAGUUUAAUAAUUUAAUUUAUGGAUACAGUGGACAGCAGAUCUGAAUGUAUAACAGAAAUAAAUUUUAUUGACUCA
Messenger RNA from Zophobas morio, 2004 nucleotides. RefSeq names its product protein misato-like. The transcript has 2 exons. Gene Ontology annotation, biological process: mitochondrion organization. NCBI's taxonomy places the organism in Eukaryota, Metazoa, Arthropoda, Insecta, Coleoptera, Tenebrionidae. Gene Ontology annotation, cellular component: mitochondrion; cytoplasm. The record is from RefSeq and is a predicted model, not a curated record. The coding region runs from base 380 to 1936 and encodes 518 amino acids.